This is a messenger RNA of Didymodactylos carnosus, 321 nucleotides long. The record is from the annotation of a GenBank genome assembly. Lineage: Eukaryota; Metazoa; Rotifera; Eurotatoria; Philodinida; Philodinidae.
AUGCCAUAUGUAACUUAUCCAGAUGGUAAUAAAACUAUGAAUAUCAAUUCCGAAAAUUGUCUUGAAAUUACAUUCGAAAUUGGCGAUGGAGAAACAAAUAAAGGACAUUUUUCAUCUGGUGAAAAUAAUAUUUCAAAAAAUGAUACAGAAAACAGCAGUGAUUGUUUAAUUGAUGCAGUUUCUCAAGCAUUCGAAAAAUCAAAUAUUGAACAUUCAAAAAAUAUUAAAAUAACACAAAAUAAUUUAGCAAAUCAAAUUGAACAUGAUAAAUUGAUUGAACAUAUAAUUAAAAAUGGUUAUCAUGCAUAUUAUAUAACAUAA